Linum tenue is the source of this 2134-nucleotide messenger RNA. The record is from the annotation of a GenBank genome assembly. Lineage: Eukaryota; Viridiplantae; Streptophyta; Magnoliopsida; Malpighiales; Linaceae.
GUUCUACUUUGUUGAAAUCAGAGGUGGAAGCUACAUUAACUCACCUUUUCCUUUUCCUCUGUCAAGAGAAUCUAGUUGCCCUUCAUUAACGAGGUAACUAAGUAGACACUUUUGCUGCUGUGAUGUUGCUGUGGUGUACAUACUACUGCAGUAUCAAACUUUGGAAUUUAGAGGGAAUAUGUGUGGUAUUGGCCAAAUCUAGGCACUUCUUCAAUCAAGGCCAUACCUUCUGCAGUGAACAACCAAUUAUUAGAAUCACAAAAACGUAUCUCUCCCCCAACUGAAAGAUCUCAUACCUCCAAAGUUCAUUGAAACAAUAACCAAACUGUAGAAACAAAAUCAGGCCCCUUUUUUCUACUUUUUCCUUUUUCCCUUUUUCCUCUUUUUUUCCACUUUUUCCGCCAAAUCUAGGGAUUUGGCCGAGGUGUCUGACGCGGUACUUGCAGUAAUAACCUUGGAGACGAAGCUACGGAACAGUCGGAUUCUGCGAGGUAGGAAGAGAAAUUUAUUGGGGAGUGGAGUUUUCAUUUCUUCGCGAGGCCGUAAGAAAGACCUAGCUAGAGAACCAUAUCUAUUGUUCUUCCCCGUCAUUGCGAAGCUACCCGUUAUUCUUAUUGCUCUCGAGUCACACUGAAGGUAUGGCCUUGAUUGAAGAAGUGCCUCAGGAAGACAAAAAAGAAGAAACAGCGGCUGAGGAGGUCGCUUCAGGGAAGCCCAAAGCAGUGCCUGCAGAGACCACCACAGAUUCAGCCACUGCCACAGCAUCAACACCAUCUGGAGGCGCAGAGAAUGACUCAGAUGGCUUUGAAACUGCGAGUGAACGUGAUGUGAGCGACAAUGAUGAAGCAAAUCAGGACAUGAAGCAGCACCAGGAAGAUGCUGCAACUGAUGAAGAAGCAAAGCAGGUUCUCUUACUCCCCCCAAAUUCAGUUUGACCCUCUCGUUUUGAUUGCCUGACAUUAGGAUUGCAAUUUUAUUUUGGGGUUCUGAUAUUUAGAUUGACGAGGUUAUCUUAGCAUAGGAUUACUAUUUGGGAGUUUGAUGGCAUUUGUACAGGCAAGCUGAUUGGCAGAUAUGUUUGCUUGAAGAAGAAAGCUUCUCCAUUUAUACGUCUUGUGUGAAUACUUAUAGACUGUCAUUUCUCGAUGAAGCAGAAAGCGUUAGUGCAAGCCAAUGAUGCUAAAUUGGAAGGCAAUAGACUAUUUGUGGAUAAGAAGUAUGAGGAGGCUUUAGCACAGUAUGAUGUUGCCCUACAAGUUGCCCCUGAAUUGCCCUCUUCUUCGGAGCUCAGGUCCAUAUGCCAUACAAACCGCUCUGUGUGCUUUUUGAAGCUGGGGAAAUAUGAGGAAACAAUCAAGGAAUGCACAAAAGCAUUAGAAAUAAACCCUUCAUAUAUUAAAGCUUUUAUGAGAAGAGGAGAGGCCCAUGAAAAGCUUACACACUUUGAGGAAGCUAUUUCUGAUAUGAAAAAGAUUUUGGAGUUAGAUCUGUCGAACGACUUUGCUCGUAAAUCUAUGAUUCGGCUGGAGCCAUUGGCAGCAGAAAAGCGUGAGAAAUUGAAGGAAGAGAUGAUUGAGAAGCUGAAAGAGAUGGGGAACUCUGUGCUCGGUCGAUUUGGGAUGAGCGUCGACAACUUCAAAUCUGUGAAGGAUCCAAACACUGGAUCUUACUCUCUCUCAUUUCAACGUUAGUGUUCAUUCGGACUCAAGUCUCUGGUUCUUCAGCUGCGGGAAGGGUAUCAUUUCAUGCCUGGAGAACAAAUGCUGUUAAACAAGAAGACCGGCCAAUGUUUUUUUGUCUCCCCGUUUUGUGUUCAUAUUGAAGUAAAAAAUACCCCAGUUUGAUGGUUGAAAUCAAGGUAGAACAUUAGGAGGGUACUUCUAUUGUUUGAGUCCACAAAGCCGGCGGCUUGGAUUGGUUGUUUCGGUUUCCAGGUGAACGCAUGUGUAGAAAGGAUAUUGCUGGACUGAUGCGAUAUUAAAAAGUCAUGAACGGCCACCUAUGCUCUAAUGACAGCGGACCAUGUUUGGUUGAUUUCUAUUUAAAAUUAGAUACUAAGCAUAAGUUGAUUUGGUGGGCUAGAAACCUAUGAAAUAUUUUUUGGAGCAUCAUCUAGCACUCAACUCAAUCUGUG